AUGGAGGCCCGGGGAGCCGAGGGAACAGGGGUCGGAGGUCAGGGGGCCAAGCCGCGGAGUCUGUCGGUGUUCGCCGCCGGAACCCGGGGGGCGUUAGAGGGGGAGGGCGGGGGACGGGGGGCGGCGCCCCGGAAGCUCAGCCUCUGCGAGCCGGGUGAGGGCGCCCAACCUCCCGAGGGGGGCCACCGGCGCACAGCCAGCGCCGGCGCCCGCUUCUUCUGGAAGGUUCUGGAGGGGGAGGAGGGCGUCGCGUCGCCCCCUCGGAGGGCCUGGUCGGUGCUGCAGAAGAUCCACUCGUUCGAGGAGAUGGUGAGGCGGAGGUGCAGCAGGAAGGAGGAGGCCCGGCAACCGCCAUCAGCCUCAGAGGAUGGCCUUAGCGACACGGCGAGCGGCCCAGGUCCAGGCCCAGGCCCAGGCCCAAUCAUAGGCCCAGGCCCAGGCCCUGUCUCAGCCCCAGGCCUAGGCCCAGGCCCAGUCUCAGGCCCAGGCCCAGUCUCAGGCCCAGGCACAGUCUCAGGCCCAGGCCCCGGCCCAGUCUCAGCCCUAGGCCCAGUCUCAGCCCCAGGCCCAGUCGCAGCCCCAGGCCCCGGCCCAGUCUCAGCCCUAGGCCCAGUCUCAGCCCCAGGCCCAGUCGCAGCCCCAGGCCCAGGCCCAGUCUCAGGCCCACUCUCAGGUUCAGUCCCAGGCUCAAACCUCAGCCUAGGCCCUGGUGAUGGAGUGCAGCCCCAGCCUGCAGAAGGAUCGAAGGAGUUCUCCUCUCCCCCUCCACUUGGUGAGUGUGGCUGGCUGGAUGGGGAGUCCUGGGACGGGCCGAUGGUCUCGAGUCCCCUCAGUGGGUCCCUGCAACGUGAGCCGGUCCUCUCCAUGUUCCUCAGCUCCGACGAUGAGUGCUCGCUGUCGGACGGCUCGGAGGUCACCAACCACAGCGACAUGGGCCUUCUGGACAAGAGCUACUCCAUCAGUCUAGCUGAACUCCGAGACUGUGGGGUGGAGUUGAGGGAGGACACGCAGAGGGGAGAGCAUUUGACUCACUCAGCCUCCCUCACCUCCAACAUGUCCCACAUGUCAGUCGUCUCCCUCAUACCCAACGAUGAACUGGAGAGACUCCUGGCUGAGGUCGAGGGCUUGGAACAGGAAGCAAUCCAGUGUCCCGAAGAUGUUCGUGUGGUGGUGCUCCAUAAGGAGGAGGGCGCUGGCCUUGGAUUCAGCAUCGCCGGUGGGCAGGACCUCACCAACAGCAUGGUGACUGUUCACAGGGUCUUCCCGAACGGCCUGGCCGCCCAGGAGGGGACCAUCGAGCGGGGGGACCAGGUGCUGUCCAUUAACGGGAGUCUGCUCCGAGACGUCAGCCACAGCGAGGCCCUGUCCUGCCUGCACAAGGCCCGGCCUGUCAGGCAGGCCAUCGUGGUGAUCCGAAAGCUGGCCGAACCCGAGAGGGCGGCCCCGCGCCAGGACCGUGCCGCGCCAGAGAGUUUGGGAGAAUAUGUCACUGUGGAGCUGAUGAAGACAGAUACAGGUCUUGGCUUCAGUCUGGACGGGGGCAAGAGUUCGAGUCAAGGGGACAGGCCGCUCACCAUCAAGAAGGUCUUCCAAGGUGGGGCUUGCCAUCAGUCGGGCUUGAUCCAACCCGGGGACCAACUGGUUCAGGUCAGUGACCGUGACUACCGAGGCCUGACCUGCUACGAAGCCUGGACUCUCAUCAAGGCCCUACCUCCGGGCCCCGUGAAAGUGGUGGUCUGCAAAAUGACCCUUUAAACUGAGGAGGGGGAAGCGGUGGCUGCUGAGGGGAAACAUGGCUGCUACCCGUGCGGAGCCAAGGACCCGCUGGUGAUCUGAGAUAGCUGCCUUUGUUGUUGCCUGUUUUAUUCCAUUUCGGUCUAACAGCCAAUUUACCCGGAAGCCUCAGCGUCCAGGCAGACUUGAAAGGGACCUUUUGUUGGAAUUUACUGGAUAUUUAUCUCAAAAGGUCCAAAGGUGUGGUAGCUAAAUGAUCAGUGAUUGGGACGGUCAUGAAAAGCCGCCAUUAGGCCUAAGGUAGGAGUGUCCGUAGUUCUGAUCCAUGCUCCCCCCCCAAUAGUCCCCCAACCCCUCAGUUUCUAUCGGACUUGUACAGGGAGCUCUGCAGAUUCAAGACCGUCCUGAGUUCACAGGAAAGGGAGGAUACGGCCCUUGACAUCAAGACCAAAUUUGACUGAGUGAGGCACCCAGAAACCCGAGCGAAACCGGGGUCCGUGGGACUCGAGGGGACAACUCUCUGCUGUCGGGAGUCAUACCCAGCAUGGAGGAAGAUGGCUACAGUCCGUCAUCACAGUCCAGGACAUCUCUGCAGGAGCUCCUCAGGAUGGUGUCCUAAGUCCAACCACCAUCAGCUGCUUCAUCAAUGACCUCCCCCCUCCAUCGUAAGUAGGGGAUGUCCAUCGAUGAUUGCGCAGUGUUCAGCACCGUCCGCCCCUCCUCAGAUACCGAAACAGUCUGUGUUCAAAUGCAACAAGACCCAGGCUUGGGAUGACAAGUAGCAAAUAACAUUCACACCACACAAACACCAGGCUAUGACCAUCUCCAAACGGAGACAGUCUAACUAUCGCCCCCUCAACAUUCACUGACACUAUCAUCACUGAAUCCCCCCACUAUCAACAUCCUGGGGGUUACCAUUGAGAGAGAAUCUAACCAUCGCCCCCCUGAUGUUCAAUGGUGUUAUCAUCACUGAAUCCCCCCACUAUCAACAUCCUGGGGGUUACCAUUGAGAGAGAAUCUAACCAUCAGCCCCUUGAUGGUCAAUGGUGUUACCAUCACUGAAUCCCCCCACUAUCAACAUCCUGGGGGUUACCAUUGAGAGAGAAUCUAACCAUCGCCCCCUUGAUGGUCAAUGGUGUUACCAUCACUGAAUCCCCCCCACUAUCAACACCCUGGGGGUUACCACUGACCAGAAACUGAACUGGACCCAGCCAUAAACACACAGGGGCUACAAGAGCAGGGUCAGAGGCUGGGAAUCCUGCAGCGAGUAACUCUCCUCCUGACUCCCUCCUCCCCAAAGCCUGUCCCACCAUCCACCAGGCACGAGUCAGGAGAGUGAGGGAAUACUCCCCACUCGCCCCUGGACGGGGGGCAGUCCCAGUUCCAGGCCUUAUAAUGGCCUGGGAAGCGUGGGGGGGAGGGGCAGUGGGAGUGUCAGAAAUCACUUCGUCAUCCAAGGGAAGAGAGCGAAAAUCUGGGAAAUAUCUCUCUCUCUCUCACCGCUUCCCUUCAAAACCAAAUUGUCUCCGUUGGUGGUGGGGAGUUUGUAAAUUUGUGAGGAGAUGGUUUAAGAAUUAUGGAGCAAAUAUAGUCAGGUGGGAUUAUGGUACAGAUCAGCUAGAGCUGAUUGGACAGACUCGAUGGGCUGAUUGGCCUGUUCCUCUCUAGCAGGCUCUGGAGGAGCAUAUUUUAAGUUAAUUCAUCCACUGGGCAUGGGUGUUGCCAGUUGGGUCAGCCAUCAUUCCCCAGAGGGCAGGUAAGAUGGGCCGCUGAGGGUCAGAACUCACCUGUCAGCCCAGGCCUGGUGAGGAUGACAGAUUUCCUUCACUGAAGGGCGUUUGUGAAGCCUUUAGAAUAUUCACUCCAUCGCUAACCUUUUAACGCCAGGUUUUUUUUAAGAAUUUGAAUUUCACCAUCUCCUCUGCCGAGAUUCGAACUUGCAUCCCCCCUGGGAAGUUAAUUCCGAAGUUUGGGCUUUGACGUCCACCAUUGUAGUCCGAUCCUGUUUCUGAGAGGGGUGGGCUGGACAGAGAUAAGGAGAAACCUCUUCAGCCGGAGACAGGGGGAAUCAAUGGGAUUCACUACCACAGAAGGCUGUGGAGGGCCUGGUCAUUGAGGACAUUAAAGAUGGAGAUAGGUUUGAGCGAGUUUUGAGAAGAUUUGUCGCUCAGGUUGAGGUUCUGGAUGUAGGUUUGCUCGCUGAGCUGGAAGGUUCAUUUCCAGACGUUUCGUCACCCUCCUGGGUAACAUCUUCAAUGGGCCUCUGCUGUUCAUUUGCACCCUACAUCAGACAUCUUGGAAAUGACUGCCAGACAACUCAGACCCCUUGGCAUCAUGGAGGCCACAAACCCACCAACACCAGCUAAUGAACUUGAAAGCCCCUAUACAGACAACAAGCAAAACCAAUGUCAUUUACAAAAUAUCGUGCGAGGACUAUAACAAACCCUACAUUGGACAGACAGGCAGAAAACUAGCUUCCAGGAUACAUGAACACCAACUAGCCACAACGACAUGACCCUCUCUCACUAGUAUCUUUACAUACAGAUGAGGAAGGACACCAUUUCGACUGGGACAACACAUCCAUCCUAGGGCAAGCCAAACAGAGACACGCACGAGAAUUCCUAGAAGCAUGGCAUUCCAACCGCAAUGCUAUCAACAAACACAUCGAGUUAGAUAGGUUCCUGGGGAUUGAGGGUUACUGAGAGAAAGCGGGAGAAUGGGAGUUGAGAAAUGUAUCAGCCAUGAUUGAACGGUGGAGCAGACGUGAUGGGGGCUGAACGGCCUAAUUUUUGCUCUGACAGUCUCCUGGUUCAGAAGAGAUUUACCAGGAUGUUGCCAGGUCUGGAAGGAUUGAGUUAUCAAGAAAGGCUGGAACAUUUUUCACUGGAAUGUUGGAGGUUGGGGACGGUGGGGGGAGGGUAACCAUCUAGAGAGGGGUACAAAUAAAGUUGAUGGUAGGUGUCUUUUCCCCAGGAUGGGGGAUUUCGAGACCAGGGGCACAUUUUUAAGACGAGAGGAGAAAGAUUUUGAAAAGACAUAAAGGGCAACUUUUUUACACAGAGGAUGGUUCGUGUGUGGAUUAAACUUCCUGAGGAAGUGGUGGGUGUGGGUACAGUGGGUACAUUUAAUUGGCAUUUGGGUAAGUACAUGAAUAGUAAAGGUUUGGAGGGACAUAGGCCAAGCGCAGGGACUAGUUUAGUUUGGGAUAACGGACUGGUUGGGCCAGAGGGUCUGUUUCCGUGCUGUAUGACUCUAUAACUAAAAGGACUUGGUUAUGAAGAUUGGACAGCAGACACUCUUGCUUCAAAGCAGAAGGAACAACUUUUUUUUCGAAUCCUGUGGCGCUAUUGAACUGUGUUUCCCCCAGCAGUUUUCCUUAACAUCAUGUCUGUUUGUGUCCAUCCACGUGUGCGUGUGUGUGUGUGUGUGUGUGUGUGUGUGUGCGCAAGGGUUUGGAAUUCCAGUGAGUAGAUUUAUGUUUGGAAAUUCGUACUUCUGUUUACCUGCGGUUAAAAUUGAUUCAUUUGUAAUAAACUGUAAUUUUUACUAAG
This is a messenger RNA of Hemiscyllium ocellatum (epaulette shark), 5285 nucleotides long. Its product is annotated as pro-interleukin-16-like. The record is from RefSeq and is a predicted model, not a curated record. Lineage: Eukaryota; Metazoa; Chordata; Chondrichthyes; Orectolobiformes; Hemiscylliidae. The transcript is spliced from 7 exons. The coding region runs from base 1 to 1755 and encodes 584 amino acids. Gene Ontology annotation, molecular function: CD4 receptor binding; cytokine activity. Gene Ontology annotation, biological process: induction of positive chemotaxis; leukocyte chemotaxis.